AUGAGGGAUCUGAUUAUUACCCAGGCCCAGAACUGUUGGCAGGAGCGAAUCCAGAAGGAGGCUGCCAUUAGGGCCAACUGGAGAAUCCGCUAUGGCCAACAGUACCUGAAGGACAGGACCAAGGCAAAGAGAGAUACCUGGCAGGUUCCUUUGAACGCAUCCUUGCCAGUGGACCCAGUGCAUCCCGGCUGCAAGAAGGUACAGUUGGGUCCACCAGAAACCCAGAGGAUCCAGCACCAGCUGCCCAAACCAAGGAGUGUCCAAGGCCACCCACCCAAGGGAGACAGGAUUGGGCAGGCUAGAGAAGACACACACAAGCUAGCAGAGCAAAGAAAGCAAGAGGACUUUCUCAUGAAGCCAGUCCCCUCCAGCACUCUGAAGCUUCUGUACCAAGGCGUCUCCUAUGACGGCCAAGGCCGAGCUCAAUACUUCAAAGAGCGAUACCAACAGACACCAAUGGAGAGGUUCCAGUACCCCAUCUUGUCAUCCUGGGAAUAUGGCUGGCACGUGGGGCCUGUCAUGAAGAACUUCAGGACACCAACUUAUGCCAGAGUCCAUCCCAUCUCCAAGUCAUUCUACACCACAAAUGGCGCCUUCAACCUUCCACGGCGGACAGACCAGGUCAUGUGA
Messenger RNA from Dipodomys spectabilis (banner-tailed kangaroo rat), 630 nucleotides. Its product is annotated as protein ATP6V1FNB-like. The transcript is spliced from 2 exons. Bases 1 to 630 code for a protein of 209 amino acids. The record is from RefSeq and is a predicted model, not a curated record. NCBI's taxonomy places the organism in Eukaryota, Metazoa, Chordata, Mammalia, Rodentia, Heteromyidae.